GUAAACCCAGAGCCCAAGGCAGAGUAGCGGCGAGUCGGCGAGUCGGCGACUCGCGCUAGGGCCAGACUCCAGAGCAACGGCAGGCAACGCGGCACAGCAAUUCCUGAAGUCCUGAACUCCUCGAGCAGCAGCGAACACUCCAAGCAGCCACCUGCGGAGAUAGGGAUGGCGAGAGCAAGAAAAACUCCAAAGUUUGCAGUAAUGAAAAAGCUUAUAAGCUCAAAAACACUUCGGAAACAUAAAGAAGAGAUUCUAAACCCCAAUAAGAAAGAUCUUGAAAAGGAGAAACUCCCCAGAAAUGUGCCAAAUGUUUCUUCUGCACUUUUCUUCAAACAUAACACUGCCCUGGGACCUCCUUAUCGGGUUUUGGUUGACACCAACUUCAUCAAUUUUUCCAUUCAAAAUAAGUUGGAUUUGGAGAAAGCAAUGAUGGACUGUUUAUAUGCAAAAUGUACCCCCUGCAUCACCGACUGUGUCAUGGCAGAACUGGAGAAGUUAGGUCAGAAGUACCGUGUAGCUCUCAGGAUUGCCAAGGAUCCUCGAUUUGAGAGACUGCCUUGUACUCACAAAGGAACUUAUGCUGAUGAUUGCAUUGUUGAUAGAGUUACUCAGCAUAAGUGUUACAUCGUUGCCACAUGUGAUCGAGACUUGAAGCGGAGGAUUCGCAAGAUACCUGGUGUGCCAAUCAUGUAUAUCACUCAGCAUAAGUACUCAAUUGAACGGUUGCCUGAAGCAACAAUUGGUGGAGCUCCAAGAUACUGAUAAUGCAGAUCUGACCUUUCAGCCAGGGGAAGAGCAUCGGUUUUGUUCCAUUUCCAGUUUCUGCAGAAAUUAGCUGAGGAUUUAGUGUUGAGUAGUUAUUUCCCAAUUUUGUAGGAAAUUUCCUCAUUGGAUUUUGGUUUCCAUAUCGUGCAAUCCAAUUUACUUUAAAAGGUAGUGAGAUUAGAGCCAUGGAUUGGAACGGUAUCCCACAAUGUAUAUGCUCAGGUGGAAUGCUAGUUUGGCAGUUGACAUGGGACCCUACUAACCUGGAUGUGUUUUAUUGUGGUCACAAGAUCAGUAACAAAAAAUGGGCAAUUGUAUAUGCUCAGAUGGAUUGAUAACUGGUUUGUUGAGAUCGAUCAUCAACUUGUCCCUUGUAUGUUUGCUGUAGUUUUGAUUAUUCUAAUGCCUACGAGUUGUUCGAUGAAA
This is a messenger RNA of Macadamia integrifolia, 1191 nucleotides long. RefSeq names its product rRNA-processing protein FCF1 homolog. The coding region runs from base 166 to 762 and encodes 198 amino acids. The record is from RefSeq and is a predicted model, not a curated record. The transcript has 10 exons. Gene Ontology annotation, cellular component: small-subunit processome; nucleolus. NCBI's taxonomy places the organism in Eukaryota, Viridiplantae, Streptophyta, Magnoliopsida, Proteales, Proteaceae.